AGAGAAAGGGAAAAGCUCCCCAAGCAUCAAGAGCUUUCCAGCCAUAUGUGCGUAAAAAUUUCUCCCUGUGCCACGUGACAGAGGAAGAGGCGCAGACCCAUUACACAAUAAUAAAAAUAUGCCUUUGGCAACGUUGAGGCAGAACCUGGCGCUGCUGCAGGAAGCCCGCGACCCGCGCAAAGAGGAGUGAAACCUUAAAGAACACAGACCCAGGUCAACAACGCAGACCCCUCGAAGGACGCUGCUGCGGCCGGACGGGGCUCGGGCUCUGCAGCAAAACAGCUGCUUAAAGCCGAGUGGUUUCCAGCGCCUGUCAAGAUCUCACUGAAGGGAUCAGUCCUGGCUGCGCCAUGAUCUCUGCUGUCCUCCUCCUGUGGACUGUGCCUUGUGUGGCAAACCACAUCGUGGGGGGCUUUGCCAAGGGAGCUCUGCAGGAAGGUACCCAGCUGGCGUGCAGCCUGCCCGGCCCCCCUGGGCCACCCGGCCCCCCUGGUGCACCCGGGGCUCCAGGGACGGUCGGCAGGAUGGGAUUCCCAGGCAAGGAUGGCAAGGACGGCAAGGAUGGGGAUAAAGGCGAGCACGGAGAUGAAGGUCCACAAGGCAGGACAGGAAACCCCGGCAAACCAGGCCCAAAGGGGAAAGCAGGAGCUAUUGGCAAAGCAGGCCCACGAGGGCCCAAGGGUUUAAAGGGUAAUCCUGGAAAAAAUGGGGCCCCUGGGAAAAAAGGGCCCAAAGGGAACAAGGGUGAGACUGGACUGCCAGGACCCUGUACUUGUAAUGCCAACAAAGCCAAGUCUGCCUUCUCUGUGGCAGUUUCCAAGAGCUACCCAAGGGAAAGGCUGCCCAUCAAAUUUGACAGGAUCCUGAUGAAUGAGGGAGGACAUUACAAUGCUUCCAGUGGGAAAUUUGUAUGCAGCAUCCCAGGUAUUUACUACUUCACUUAUGAUAUCACUUUGGCCAACAAACACUUGGCCAUUGGCUUGGUCCACAACGGGCAGUACCGGAUUAAGACUUUUGAUGCAAACACUGGGAACCAUGAUGUUGCCUCCGGAUCAACCAUCCUUUCUUUGAAACAGGAGGAUGAGGUAUGGCUGCAGAUAUUUUACUCAGAACAAAAUGGGCUCUUUUAUGAUCCUUACUGGACAGACAGCUUAUUUACUGGCUUCCUGAUAUAUCCUGAUCAAGAUUAUCUCAAUGAAAUAUGAGAAACUAACCUGUGGGAAAAAAAAAACAACCAGGAAAUGCAUGAGACCUCAGUCCAGCAAAGUGUAGCCUGUACAUGGACAUGAGUGGAAUUAUCAUACAAUUCCACAUUUUUGGUGCUAGCAACCUGUAUUGGCUAUUCAGAUAUUCACUUGAUGGCAUCAGCUGCUCCACAGGGUAACAGGACCAGCAGGACUCACCUUUCAGCAGCCUCAUGGAUCUCUCAGUCUCGAAGCCACCCAGUGUGUUUUCUCAGAUUUCAGCCUCCAUGUACCAGCACUGGAGUCCUGCAUCUGGUUACUCUGCAACAUGCCAUGGACAUGUAACUCACAUACUGGUGCUGAAUGCUUUAUUAUAUUAUUGUUAUAAAGCCUGGAAACCAACAACCAUUUCCUGAAGGCUGCGCUCAGAAGUGCCACUGAUGUUAGAGACUGUAUCACUGCACCUCCUCCCCCUACACCCUAUAAUAGUAAUAAACCCUUUUAAUACAGAGUUACACUUUACCAGCUACUUAAGAGUCAGGAAGUCGUCAGUUGAAGUUAUAAAAGUAAGAGUAGCUCUCAGCCUCAUCAAAGCAGCACUGAUAAGCGAAGGCAUCUGGUCUAAAUAGGAAAUGACACAAAAAAGCUCUCAUUUUUAAGGUUAAAGGUAAGACUCCCCCUAAGACACAAGAUGCUGCACUGGGCAUCACUGCUGCUUCUCAGAUUUCAGCCUCCAUAUACCAACACUGAAGUCCUGUGUCUGGUUUCAGACAGUCUUUGGUAAGCCGCAAUCAGAAUCUAAACUGGACUGUGCAAUUCAGCUACCCAUGGGCUUCUGAGCCACAGUGGAUUAUGGACUUUACAGAUCAAUUCUACUUUUACAAGUGAAAAUAUCUGCAUGACUUUUGUGGACUACAGUAACUGUAGUUGCAUUUAACUGUAACCGUGUUGUAGCUUACAAAAAUCUUUUCAAGUACAUUUUAUAAAAUAAAGCUGAACAAAAGUA
Molecule: messenger RNA, 2190 nt
Organism: Pezoporus occidentalis (night parrot)
Lineage: Eukaryota; Metazoa; Chordata; Aves; Psittaciformes; Psittacidae
Gene: C1QTNF2
Product: C1q and TNF related 2
Exons: 3
Coding region: 351-1205 (284 amino acids)
Molecular function (GO): protein binding
Source: RefSeq, a predicted model, not a curated record